Drosophila serrata is the source of this 627-nucleotide messenger RNA. RefSeq names its product glycine-rich selenoprotein-like. Gene Ontology annotation, cellular component: endoplasmic reticulum membrane; Golgi apparatus. Gene Ontology annotation, biological process: endoplasmic reticulum calcium ion homeostasis; calcium ion transport. Lineage: Eukaryota; Metazoa; Arthropoda; Insecta; Diptera; Drosophilidae. The record is from RefSeq and is a predicted model, not a curated record.
CAUCACUAUUAGACUCUAAACACCACGUCAAGUUUUGUGUAUUGUGAUAAACAUUAAUUAGUUUCAACAAAACAGUUUUUACGACUGUGGGAUGGCUUACAUUGAUCACAACGGUCGCCUAUGGGAAAAGCGUCCUUGGAACUGGCACCGGAUCGUGUCCAUCAUUAUUGGCUUUUGGUUCGCCAUCAAGCAGUUGUUCCGCACAUUCCUGGCUCCUUUCAAUGGAGGAGACAAUAAUCGUGGAGACUCUCGGGGAGGAAACGGUUGGGGCUCCAGUAGCUGGGGUGGCGGCGGAGGCGGUGGUGGAGGCGGAGGAGGUGGUGGCGGCGGUGGGGGUGGUAGAGGCAAUGGAGGUUACGAUGGAUUAAGACCAAAUCGGAGAAUUGGACGCAUUCCACCGCCUUCUCAAUCCUGCAGUGCUGGUGGCUGCUGUGGAUAAAUAUUAGUGGUUACUUUAUGAUUAGAAAGACAUCUCCCUGUACUUAAACACAAUGGCGAUGCAACCAGAUAUAAUUGGGGAUUUAGUUACUUAAUGGGCCAUCGUUAAGAUAAAAAAUAUUUACAUACUCUAAAUCAUUUAUCAUUAUUGAAUAAAAGGCCCCAAGCAUUAUACAUACUUCCUCCUAA